Molecule: messenger RNA, 3497 nt
Organism: Vigna radiata var. radiata (mung bean)
Lineage: Eukaryota; Viridiplantae; Streptophyta; Magnoliopsida; Fabales; Fabaceae
Product: polyribonucleotide nucleotidyltransferase 2, mitochondrial
Exons: 16
Coding region: 105-2966 (953 amino acids)
Biological process (GO): mitochondrial mRNA catabolic process; mitochondrial RNA 3'-end processing
Cellular component (GO): cytosol; chloroplast stroma; mitochondrion
Molecular function (GO): RNA binding; 3'-5'-RNA exonuclease activity; polyribonucleotide nucleotidyltransferase activity
Source: RefSeq, a predicted model, not a curated record
AAAAUUCUUAAGCCCUGGGUAGCUCUCUGUUAAACCCUACAUAACUCUCAGUUAAGCGAGUUGGUGUUGUACCCUACGUUUCAUUUUUUCCUUCACCAUUCCAAAUGAGGAGAGCGAACCCACUCCUCCGCAGACUACCGCCGUACUUCCUCACAUGGCACACCUUCCGUUUCCGCACCAUUUGCUCCGGCCGCCGAGGCUUCGCCGGCACCGCAACCACCACUAAGACAAAACACCUCGACACCUUCACGGAGCAAUUUGAGAUCGGCUCGCGCGUGAUCACGCUCGAGACAGGAAAGUUCGCCCGCUUCGCAAACGGCGCCGUCGUUUUAACCAUGGAAAACACUAACGUUCUCUCCACCGUCGUCUCCGCCAAAGGUGACGCUGUUCGCGAUUUCUUACCUCUCACUGUGGAUUAUCAAGAGAAGCAGUUCGCGCAAGGCGUGAUUCCGACCUCGUUCACGCGGAGGGAAGGUGCUCCUAAAGAGCGCGAGCUCUUAUGUGGGCGAAUCAUUGACCGGCCAAUUCGACCGUUGUUUCCUCCUGGAUUUUACCACGAGGUUCAGGUAACGGCAAGUGUUCUUUCUUCGGAUGGAGAACAUGAUCCAGAUGUGUUGGCAGCUAAUGCAACAUCGGCUGCUUUAAUGUUAUCAGAUAUUCCUUGGGGCGGUCCCAUUGGAAUGGUUCGAAUUGGUAGGAUAUGUGGGAAGUUUAUAGUAAAUCCUACUACGGAUGAGCUUAAAUUGAGUGAUCUUAACUUGGUGUAUGCCGGUACGAUGGACAAAACUUUGAUGAUUGAUGUGCAAGCUUGUGAGAUAUCUGAGAAAGACCUAGAAGCUGGGUUAAGGAUGGCUCAUCUAGAGGCAAUUAAGUAUAUUGAACCUCAAAUCAGACUUGCUGCUAAAGCUGGUAAAUCUAAGAAGGAGUACAAAUUGUCUAUGCUGUCUGACAAAACAAUGGACAAAGUUCGUAAUAUAGCAGAGGAACCUAUCAAAGCUGUUUUUACUGAUCCUACCUAUGGGAAGUUUGAACGUGGGGAAGCAUUGGACAAUAUUACCCAAGAUGUAAAGAGAGUGCUUGUAGAAGAAGGUGAUGAAGAAAGCUUAAAAGUCUUAUCAAAGGCUGUAGAUACCGUAAGGAAGAAGGUGGUUCGUGAAAGAAUUAUUGCAGAAGGAAACAGAGUUGAUGGAAGACAACUGGAUGAAGUAAGGCCUUUGUAUUGUGAAGCUGGAUGUAUAUCCGUGUUGCAUGGAUCUGCGUUAUUUUCCCGUGGAGAAACACAGGUUCUUUGUACAGUAACACUUGGAGCACCUACAGAUGCUCAACGCUUGGAGUCUGUUGUCGGUCCUCCGUCAAAGAGAUUUAUGCUUCACUAUAGUUUUCCACCAUUCUGCAUAAAUGAAGUUGGUAAACAUGGUGGCAUAAACCGGCGUGAAGUUGGUCAUGGAACACUUGCUGAGAAAGCUUUUCUUGCUGUUUUGCCCCCUAAAGAAGAUUUUCCAUAUACCAUUCGUGUCAACUCUGAAGUGAUGGCUUCAGAUGGUUCAACGUCAAUGGCAACUGUAUGUGGAGGUAGUAUGGCUUUGAUGGAGGCUGGAAUUCCUGUUCGUGAACAUGUUGCCGGGGUUUCUGUGGGUCUUGUUAGUGAGCUUGAUCCAUCCACUGGCAAAAUAGCAGACUAUCGCAUAUUGACUGAUAUUCUGGGCUUGGAGGACCAUUUGGGUGAUAUAGACUUCAAAAUUGCUGGAACUCGAAAAGGAGUUACUGCUAGUCAGUUGGAUAUGAAACCAGCAGGAAUUCCUCUAGAUAUCGUUUGUGAAUGUUUAGAACCUGCACACAAAGCUCGUCUUCUCAUUCUUGAACACAUGGAACAAGAAAUUAGUAUACCUCGCAACAAGAAUGACAGUACUUCUCCACGACUAGCCACCUUAAAGUACAACAAUGAUGCUAUUCGUCGCCUAAUUGGGCCAAUGGGCGCUCUAAAGAAAAAAAUUGAAGAGGAAACAGGUGCACGGAUAUCUGUAGGCGAUGGAGAACUUACAGUAGUUGCUAAGAAUCAAUCUGUAAUGGACAAAGUACUAGAAAAGAUUGAUUUUAUUGUGGGCCGUGAAAUUGAAGUUGGAGGUAUCUACACAGGUAUUGUCAGCAAUAUAAAAGAAUACGGCGCUUUCGUGGAGUUUAAUGGUGGCCACCAAGGCUUACUCCACAUUUCUGAGUUGUCAUAUGAACCUGUUUCCCGAGUUUCAGAGGUUGUCUCUGUUGGCCAGAAGCUUUCUUUGAUGUGCAUAGGCCAAGAUGUUUAUGGUAACAUCAAAUUAUCCCUUAAAGCAACUUUUCCUCGUCCUGGAAUAUUGGAGACUAAUGAUGUAACUGAAGGAUCUGUUACGUCCGCAAAAGAAACAGACGGGAAUGCGUCUAGAGUACAAGAACAACAAAAUUCUGCUUCUCAGUCGUCUUUAGGUGAUCCUGAGUCGGGUGAAGCAAAAUCCCCAACCUCCCAAGUACCAGUAAUUGUAAUACGUAGUGCUUCCGAGUGUGAUGAAGAGGAGAAAUCUUCCAAAGUUCCUCGUGUAGAUAAUGGGGCCCAAUUGGAUCGCAAGUCGAAAUCACGUCCAUCUCAAAAUGCAAUUCAUUCUGCACCGAAAUCAAAAUCUCGUAAAUCUCAAGAUGUUAUCGAUUCUUCAACUUCUCAUUCAGGUCCCUUGCCAUAUACUAAUGCUAAGAAGACAAAAGAUAAGGCUUCUGUAACUGCAAAAGAUCUUGAAGUUGGAACCAUAGUAACUGCUAAAGUAUAUCAAAUUCGUGCACAGGGGUUUGUGUUGGAUUUGGGUGGAGGAGUUCGAGGAGUGUACCGGUUUGAGGAAAAUAAUAGUAGGGACUUUAAAAUAGGCGAUGAGAUGCGAGUGGUGUGCUCAAGCUUCUCUAACAAGGGAAUUCCUGUAUUGUCUUUAGCUGAUGAUAAAUAACUUCCCUGUUGGUCGCUUAUGAGAGUCCAUAUAUUUACCCUGCCAUGGCUUGGAAUAUUCAAAUCUAAGGUGGUUAAUAGUUUUGAAUAUAUGGCAAAGUGAUGGUAAUGCUCAUCUUGCAGGGACGAUGAUUUCGGUGCAGCUGUUUAGGUUCAAAAUUCUGUAGUGAUUAAAUUAAUUUACCAAAAUUUUUCUUUAUCAGUUGCAAUUGGUGAGUUAGAAGAGAUGAACUUUGUGAUCGAUGGAAGGCAUGGACUUGGUUCCAGGAUACUGCAUGAUUGAAGAAAAAACUGCAAUUCCUUGACACAACAAAUUAUAGAUUGAUGUUAUCAGAGUAAAGGCUAAUAAGCACGAACAGUGUUAUAAUUUUAUUGGUGGUAAGAAAAUUUCCUUAUGCUCUUAACCUUUACCAUGUAUUAUCAUUAGAGUUUACUGCUCAAUAGCAGAAUUUGCAGUUUUUCGUGCUAAAACAUUAAUACCUGUCAUCUAUUAAUAGAUGUGGUCAUUGGCAGUGAAUUUCAUUCAUUGAAA